Molecule: messenger RNA, 677 nt
Organism: Astyanax mexicanus (Mexican tetra)
Lineage: Eukaryota; Metazoa; Chordata; Actinopteri; Characiformes; Acestrorhamphidae
Product: interleukin-8
Exons: 4
Coding region: 81-431 (116 amino acids)
Biological process (GO): cellular response to lipopolysaccharide; antimicrobial humoral immune response mediated by antimicrobial peptide; inflammatory response
Cellular component (GO): extracellular region
Molecular function (GO): CXCR chemokine receptor binding; chemokine activity
Source: RefSeq, a predicted model, not a curated record
AUGGAGAACCACAACAGAAUCUCCUGAAGAUUAAACCUAUUCAAUUUAUUCAUUGGAGCUGUGAGAAUUUUUUGCCAACAAUGAAUCACUCAAUUCUAGCCAUUGCUGUUUUGGCCUGUGUGCUUUUCUCCAUGUCAGAAGUUUCAGAGGGAGCGAGAUCCCUCCUACCUCCUAAGUGCCGGUGCACAGAGAUGCAAAAAACACCAAUCAGGUUUGAGAGGAUUCAGAGAUUUGAGACUAUUGCUGUUGGACCUCACUGCAAAACGGAACAAGUCAUUGCCGUUGUGAAAAUUAAGAGGGAAUUCAAUGUCUGUGUCAAUCCCAGUGACUUGUGGGUCCAACAAGCCAUGGCUAAGUUUGAGCCGACCAAACCAACUUUUACUGAGACGAACAGCACGACGAUGUUUCCAAAAAAAGAAGAAGAAAAAUGAAAGACUUCAAGAAGAAUUGUGUCUUAACUGAAAAGUAGUUUGUAUUGAAUGUUUAUAACCACAGGAAAUCACUGUUACCAUGUUACAUAGUUUUGAUGGAGUAACUAAAAUCAAUGUGAAAUAUGUGCUAUUAUUUCUUACAGCAUUUAAGCACUUUAUGUAAUCUUACAGUACAUAUUUUGUAUGUUUUUUUGUAUUUUUAUACUGUUUGUAUACUAAUAUUUAUAAAGUAUUUUUUGCUGACAA